GCUCCCUGGCGUCACUUCCGCCGCUCCAUAGCAACGACGGUGCGGCGGCAGCGAGGCCAUGGCUGAAGUGGAGGAAACGCUAAAGAGGAUUCAAGCCCACAAAGGGGUUAUCGCAACUAUUGUUAUAAACGCCGAAGGAAUUCCGAUACGAACAACUCUUGAUAACUCUACAACAGUCCAGUAUGCAGGUCUUCUUCAUCAGCUCACCAUGAAAGCUAGGAGCACAGUGAGAGAUAUUGAUCCUCAGAAUGAUCUAACCUUUCUUAGGAUCAGAUCAAAGAAACACGAAAUUAUGGUAGCUCCAGAUAAGGACUAUCUCCUGAUUGUUAUUCAGAACCCAUGCGAAUAGUCCUACUAUGGCAAUAUUUUUAGAGACAGUGAUGUAGUUCUACUUGUUAAACUAAACUAAUAUUACUUGUUGAUAUUUAAUAUCAAACGUAGCACUAAGUAAUUUUACAUAAAGUGUAACUGUCAUGACUGAAAUGUUGCCAAUUUAAGUUCUCAGUUGUAGCUGUAUCAAUUUGUGUUUGAGCAAAUCAUAAUGCAUAUAUCAAAAUAUUGUAUGUUUAUCUUGAUACUCAGAAGAGCAAUAAUAAAGCAAAAUGC
Messenger RNA from Gymnogyps californianus (California condor), 606 nucleotides. RefSeq names its product dynein light chain roadblock-type 2 (gene DYNLRB2). Gene Ontology annotation, cellular component: cytoplasmic dynein complex; cytoplasm; centrosome. The transcript is spliced from 4 exons. Gene Ontology annotation, biological process: microtubule-based movement. NCBI's taxonomy places the organism in Eukaryota, Metazoa, Chordata, Aves, Accipitriformes, Cathartidae. The coding region runs from base 59 to 349 and encodes 96 amino acids. Gene Ontology annotation, molecular function: dynein intermediate chain binding. The record is from RefSeq and is a predicted model, not a curated record.